AUGAACUUGGCCCAGUCGAAGCUACUACCUUUCACCAACGUAUAUAGCGCGUGCAAUGGAGAGUACCGGGAGAAUCAACAAAUUGACAAAAAGUAUGUCGCUGACAACCGAACCACACACAAGAUUAUUUCUCAUUCGCGAGGGUUGAAUAUUAUCGUUGAUAAAGAAGCCGAUGAUUUUGACAAGGUAGUUGUGCAAAAGGGGAGAACUGUCCCGCCUGACGAAAUUUUAGAGAUGUUGAAAACUGGUUUACUAAAGAUCCCAAUUGUUGAUCCCAAGGACAAAGACGGGAAUAGUCUACUACCUUGUUCGGAUUUGUUGAAGAAUAUUCAUUACUUUGUUUCUAGAAAAUAUUUAAAGGAUAUAGAUGUUGAGCCUGAAAGAAGCAAAUAUGUCGAGUGUAUGAACGAGACAUCGCUACUAGCAAUGGGCAUGUUGGUAGAGAGUUGGGUUGAUGAAUUGGUAACUGAAGAUGUCUGCAAAAUGUUUUUACAAGAGGUGGUAGAGAAAAAGAGCUUUGCGCAGGAGAUAGAGGAAGACGAAAUUGGCGAUGAAGGAACACCAGAUGAAAAUGGCGAUGAGGGAACACUAGAUGAAAAUGGCGAUGAAGGAACACCAGAUGAAAAUGGCGAUGGAGGAACACUAGAUGAAAAUGGCGAUGGAGGAACACUAGAUGAAAAUGACGAGGUUCAAAUGUCUGAAUAA
Messenger RNA from Lodderomyces oxycetoniae, 705 nucleotides. RefSeq lists its product as uncharacterized. Gene Ontology annotation, cellular component: RNA polymerase I upstream activating factor complex. The record is from RefSeq and is a predicted model, not a curated record. Bases 1 to 705 code for a protein of 234 amino acids. The transcript has a single exon. Gene Ontology annotation, molecular function: RNA polymerase I cis-regulatory region sequence-specific DNA binding. Gene Ontology annotation, biological process: nucleolar large rRNA transcription by RNA polymerase I. NCBI's taxonomy places the organism in Eukaryota, Fungi, Ascomycota, Pichiomycetes, Serinales, Debaryomycetaceae.